AUGAGGAACCAGAUCACAAGCUUUGUACAGAAGGAAGGAGAAUCACUUUAUGAAGCUUGGGAACGCUACAAGGAAUUAUUGAGGAUGUGCCCUCACCAUGGACUGGAAAAGUGGUUAAUUGUUCACACCUUCUACAACGGGCUCACUUACAACACACGGAUGACUGUGGAUGCUGCUGCAGGAGGAGCUUUGAUGAACAAAACAAUAGACGAGGCAUACACUCUCAUUGAAGACAUGGCUCAGAAUCACUAUCAAUGGGCGAACGAGCGUGCUCCUCAGACAUCAAAAGGAGGCAAGUAUGAAAUAGAUGAUUUAGACCAUAUAUCCUCUCAAGUUGAUGCUUUAUUUAAGAAAGUUGAAGGAUUGAGUAUUAAUUCUGUGGUGUCUACUUCAAUUUCAUGUGAGAUAUGUGGCUAUGUGGGUCAUUCUGCACUUCAAUGUCAAUUAGGAAACCCCCCAUCCAUUGAUACUUCUGGUAAUGAGCAAGUUAACUAUGUUAAUAACUUUAAUCAGAAGGGAGACCCAUUCUCCAAUACUUAUAAUCCGGGGUGGAGGAAUCAUCCUAAUUUUUCUUAUAGAAACCCACCUGGAAAUCCCAUGCCUGCAUCUAAUUUUGGUCCACCUGGUUUUCGUGCUCCUCAAUCCAAUUUCCCUUCUCAAAAGUCAAAUUUGGAAAAUAUGAUGGAGAAGUUUGUGACGACUCAAUCAAAAUUGAAUGAAGAAUUUAAGCAGCAACAACAAACCACGAAUGAGGUGGUCAAACAAUUGGCCUCUAAGAUGGAUUCCCUAGCUACACAUAACAAGAUGUUAGAGACACAAAUCACCCAAUUGGCACAAAAUGUUAACUCUUCCUCUAGGCCUUCAGGCAUGCUACCUGGACAACCUGAGACAAAUCUCAGGAGUCAUGUGAAUGCUAUAACUCUUAGAAGUGGAAAACAAUAUGAGUGA
Molecule: messenger RNA, 948 nt
Organism: Asparagus officinalis (garden asparagus)
Lineage: Eukaryota; Viridiplantae; Streptophyta; Magnoliopsida; Asparagales; Asparagaceae
Exons: 1
Coding region: 1-948 (315 amino acids)
Source: RefSeq, a predicted model, not a curated record